Messenger RNA from Dichotomopilus funicola, 1386 nucleotides. Its product is annotated as FAD dependent oxidoreductase. The record is from RefSeq and is a predicted model, not a curated record. Bases 1 to 1386 code for a protein of 461 amino acids. Gene Ontology annotation, molecular function: oxidoreductase activity. NCBI's taxonomy places the organism in Eukaryota, Fungi, Ascomycota, Sordariomycetes, Sordariales, Chaetomiaceae. Gene Ontology annotation, cellular component: cytoplasm; late endosome. Gene Ontology annotation, biological process: retrograde transport, endosome to Golgi. The transcript is spliced from 3 exons.
AUGGACUCGCAGCAGAAGAAAAAUAUCGUCAUUGUUGGCGGUGGUAUCAUCGGAUGCACAACGGCCUACUAUCUCACCCGUCAUCCCAAGUUCAACCCGGCCCUGCAUACCAUCACGCUUCUCGAAGCCACAGCCAUUGCCUCCGGCGCAUCGGGCAAGGCCGGCGGUCUGCUGGCGCUAUGGGCUUACCCGACCUGCCUCGUGCCUCUAUCCUACCGCUUACAUCGAGAACUCGCCGCCGAGCACAAUGGCGCCGAACGAUGGGGCUACCGGCGCGUGGGAUGCGGGAGUCUGUCCGCGACCGUCAAAUCUGCUGACCUGAAGAAGAGAGCCUUGAAACCGCCAUUACCACCGACAGACACUAGCGGCAACGGUCACAACGGCAACAGUGACAACAACAACGGCGAGCUACCCAUUCAAAGCACCAUCGCUCUCGAAGAUGACAAAACCCAAGACAAAGCCUGGGAAAAACUCCCCAAACAAGACACCACAGCCGCCAACCUCCUCCACGACUCCCCCCUCCCCCGUGACCUCGACUGGCUCGACAGCAACCUAAUCUCCCACUACGAAGAAAUGGGCACCCCCGGCGCAACCACCGAAACCGCCCAAGUCCACCCCUUCCACUUCACCAACGCCAUCGCCGACCUCGCCCGCGCCAGCGGCGUUACCAUCCGUCUCCGCGCACGUGUAACCCGCAUUUUCAAUACCGCCAAUUCCACCGGCGACGGCGUGCACAGCGUCGCCUACGAAGACCGCGACACGGGCGCCAUCGAGAACAUCGACGGCGUGACUGACGUAAUUGUCGCAGCGGGACCGUGGACGGGGAAGUUGGUGCCGCGGACGAGGGUGGAGGGGUUGAGGGCGCAUAGUGUGGUGUUUGAGGCGGAGGUGAGUCCGUAUGCGGUGUUUACGGAUGUUCAGUUGCCGGCGGAGUAUGUGCCGGAGCAUAGGGCGCGGGAGGGGCAGAAGAGACGGCAUAGGGGGAAUGUGGAUCCGGAGAUUUAUGCGAGGCCUUUUGGGGAGGUGUAUGCUUGUGGGGAACCCGACAAAACAACCCCCCUCCCCGCAACCGCAGACCAAGUCGAAGUCGACACAGCCCAAUGCGACGACCUCAUCUCCUACAUCAGCACCAUCUCGCCCACCCUCGGCGCGGCACCCAUCAAAGCCCGCCAGGCCUGCUACUUGCCGCAACAUAUCCGUUUCGGCGAGCAGCGCGGCCCGCUGAUCGGGCCUACGUCCGUUCCUGGAUUGUGGGUCGCGGCGGGGCAUACGUGCUGGGGGAUUCAGAAUGGACCGGCGACCGGGUAUUUGAUGGCUGGGAUGGUGUUUGGGGAGGAGGUGGAUGAGGGGGUGGGGAAGUUGGAUCCGAGGAAGUUUAAGGUUUGA